AUGAAUCUCAAAUGGGGAGGACGACAGUUCGGUCGGUCUCGCUUUGGCAAUUGUCCCGUGAAACUGAUUAAUGGAGCAUUCGUGUAUUCCGCAGAGGUGAUGACACCAGCAAUCCUGGCUUCGCAGACUCUAGAACAGCCAUUUCCUCGGCUUGUUUUGACUCGAUCCCUCUCUGGACUUCCGCCUGGUCUUGAUGCUGAAUUACAGCAGCUUUGGCAUUACUUUGUCACUACGGCAUCCGGGACAAUUUCCUGUCACAAACAGAUGCAGAACGAGACGUGCCGUGUUCUACUUCCUAUGGCAUUUGAAGAUCCUGCACUUCGACAUGCAAUCCUCGCGUUCUCGUCUGCUCAUAGGGCAAAUCAGAAAGACUCCGAGACAUCCUGGGAAAGCUUGAAAUUGCACGCAUCUGCCUCUGUCCUCUCAGACCCUUCAGUCUCUUUUCUGCGAAGACGGUACUCAUUAUUAGAGAUGGUUGCAAGCUUGACUCCCGAUGGGUUCUUAGCAGAAGACUCGAAUUAUGAGUCUCCUGAAACUUCCCAACAACCGUACCGGGUCUUCUUUGAUGAUUAUGCCGGUUGUUAUCCCGAAAUUUUCGAGGUAUUUCACCAAAUCCGCGCUAUUUCGUGGAAACGACAACAGAAAGAGCACGACUCUUAUGAAAUGAUCCCUCUUUACGACCCACAAUAUGAGCUUGAUGCAAUCAAUAUCGAGGGCCGGCUUUUGGCAAUGAUAAAACGAGAUGAGAGUUCUCGACCUUGCUUUUCCCCGAGUCUUCAGGAUACAUUGGACGAAAAACAAACUCUGGAGUUUGCGUAUUGCAAUUUGUUGCUCGAGUACACCGCACUGAUUCACAUCCGCACGCAGUUGAUGAGUCUUGAUUCUGAAGCUUUAGAAGUACAGCAGCCAGUAAAGAUGAUCAUCCAUCUUAUUCAACAACUUGAGCCUCCAUCGGGCCUUUCACCUGUCCUGGGGGUGAACACUGCUCUCUUUAUCGCCGGGCGCUAUGCCUUUGGAGCAGAUCGUCUUACUGUUCAAUCAUUACUUAUACGCUUUCAUCAAAAAAUGUUCAACUAUAAUAUGGUCAAUGCGAUGGAUAUUUUGGAUUUGAUCUGGCGGCAGGUGGAUUCGGGCCAGAAGAACAUCGGGUUGCAAGGACAUGACUUUAUGGCCUGGUGA
Molecule: messenger RNA, 1179 nt
Organism: Penicillium nucicola
Lineage: Eukaryota; Fungi; Ascomycota; Eurotiomycetes; Eurotiales; Aspergillaceae
Exons: 4
Coding region: 1-1179 (392 amino acids)
Biological process (GO): positive regulation of transcription by RNA polymerase II
Cellular component (GO): nucleus
Molecular function (GO): DNA-binding transcription factor activity; transcription cis-regulatory region binding
Source: RefSeq, a predicted model, not a curated record